This is a messenger RNA of Penicillium hordei, 339 nucleotides long. RefSeq lists its product as uncharacterized. Bases 1 to 339 code for a protein of 112 amino acids. The transcript has 3 exons. The record is from RefSeq and is a predicted model, not a curated record. Lineage: Eukaryota; Fungi; Ascomycota; Eurotiomycetes; Eurotiales; Aspergillaceae.
AUGGCAUUCGCUACCUCCCAGCCAAUAGCUGCACCUGCAGCCGAGGUUGCAGACUUGGAGACGCGCGCCGACUAUUACGUUGAUAUCCAAGUAUACCACGGCUACAACUACGAGGGUGGCUGCUAUAGCGAAUGCAAUUGGCCCGGUGAGGGUUACGGUAUCACAAACGAAUAUCGGAAAAAUGCCGGCUCGUUCAAAAUUGGGACCAAGGGUUAUAACUGCCAGAUUGGAUCACCCGAGAGCACGGAGCCAGUGGACUACCCUGGGACCAAGAGAUUGAAGGGUGGAUGGAUCAAUAACAUUGAAGGAUAUCAGUGCAACAAAAUCCAUCACAAAUGA